GGGGAGAGAGAGAGAGAGAGAGAGGUCCUUCAAACACCAAUUGUGUGUUGCACAUUCUCCAGCCGUAGUCCAUAUGGCCUCGGUUGAGGUGAAACGAAGAAAUGCAGUGGCUUGGGUGGUGUGUUUGGGUCUUGUAAUGAUGAGUCAGGUGGGUGGAGCAGAAAGACUCCCGAGAGCUAUUGCUCAACAAAGCUCGGUUCACAAAAAGGUAGCAGAAGAAGAAGAAGAAGAAGGAUUCAUGAUCCAAAUGGUUAAUUUCUUGUGGCAGAGCGGAAAGUCUUCUUAUCACCAUGUUUGGCCGGAGAUGGAAUUUGGUUGGAGACCGGUGGUGGGAUCAAUAAUUGGAUUCUUUGGAGCAGCACUGGGUAGUGUUGGAGGAGUAGGUGGUGGAGGAAUUUUCGUCCCAAUGCUCACCUUGAUUAUCGGCUUCGACCCCAAGACCUCUACUGCCAUUUCUAAAUGUAUGAUCAUGGGUGCAGCAGCAUCAACAGUGUAUUACAAUCUUCGGCUCCGGCAUCCAACACUUGACUUGCCCAUCAUAGAUUAUGAUCUUGCUUUGCUCUUUCAGCCCAUGCUCAUGCUUGGCAUUAGCAUUGGUGUUGCCUUUAAUGUCAUCUUUGCUGAUUGGAUGGUGACUGUUCUGCUUAUCAUUCUCUUCAUGGGUACGUCUACUAAGGCGUUAUUCAAAGGCAUAGAGACAUGGAAGAAAGAAACCUUGAUGAAGAAGGAGACAGCCAAACUAUUGAAGUCAGAAUCAAAAUCAACUGAUGAUCCUGGAAUGGAGUACAAACCACUGCCUACUGGUCCAGCUGCUUCGCCAGAUGACAAGGUUCCCAUGAUAGACAACAUUUACUGGAAGGAGCUUUUUCUGCUCAUGUUUGUCUGGGUGGCCUUCCUUACGGUGCAGAUAGUUAAGACUUAUGCCACAACUUGCUCCAUCCAGUACUGGAUUCUGAACUUAAUGCAGGUACCAAUUGCUGUCUCUGUGUCACUCUAUGAAGCCAUCUGCUUGUACAGAGGGAAGAGGGUAAUUGCAUCCAAGGGUAAGGAAGUCACAAAUUGGAGAGUGCACCUACUAUUUAUUUACUGUUGCUGCGGGAUAGUAGCUGGAGUAGUUGGUGGAUUGCUUGGGCUUGGAGGUGGCUUCAUCUUGGGCCCCCUUUUCCUUGAAUUAGGGAUUCCUCCUCAGGUUGCAAGUGCAACAUCAACCUUUGCAAUGGCAUUCUCAUCCUCCAUGUCAGUUGUACAAUAUUAUCUUCUAAAACGUUUUCCAGUCCCAUAUGCUGCCUACUUUGUUGUAAUCGCAACUUUUGCUGCACUCAUUGGUCAGCAUGUAGUGAGGAAGUUAAUUAUACUGCUUGGUCGAGCAUCCUUAAUCAUCUUCAUCCUGGCUCUGACCAUCUUUAUAAGCGCAAUCAGUUUAGGAAGCGUGGGCAUAGCAAAUAUGGUUGUAAAGCUGGAGCACAAUGAGUAUAUGGGGUUUGAAAGUCUGUGUCAUCAGACCUAAAUGCAUAAAUUGUGGGUUCUAGCAGUAUUCUUCAAUUUACAGCUACUUAUAUUCCUCCUUCUUCCCUUUGUCUAGCCAGUUAUUUAAACCGCCUAUAUCCAAGUAGAAUGGCUAGUUUAUCUGUUUCAAUGGGUACUCCAGUCCCUGUAUCAAAUGGUUAGCAAGACUGAUCCGGGUUUCUUUUUCAUUACUAAUUUGCAAUCUUGUUUUACUCCAUUUCCCCUUCUGUAAAGAACUUGCCGAGGACAAAUGAUAAUAAGAGUGGCGUAGCGAAAUUAAAUUGAGCCCAA
This is a messenger RNA of Telopea speciosissima, 1797 nucleotides long. RefSeq names its product sulfite exporter TauE/SafE family protein 3-like. NCBI's taxonomy places the organism in Eukaryota, Viridiplantae, Streptophyta, Magnoliopsida, Proteales, Proteaceae. Gene Ontology annotation, cellular component: Cul4A-RING E3 ubiquitin ligase complex; membrane. The transcript is spliced from 12 exons. The record is from RefSeq and is a predicted model, not a curated record. Gene Ontology annotation, biological process: protein ubiquitination. Bases 74 to 1507 code for a protein of 477 amino acids.